Lineus longissimus is the source of this 4201-nucleotide messenger RNA. Its product is annotated as transmembrane protein 135-like. NCBI's taxonomy places the organism in Eukaryota, Metazoa, Nemertea, Pilidiophora, Heteronemertea, Lineidae. The record is from RefSeq and is a predicted model, not a curated record. The transcript is spliced from 13 exons. The coding region runs from base 3 to 1352 and encodes 449 amino acids.
AGAUGGCCGCCUAUAGUAAAUUUUUGACGCACACUUGUUACGAACUUGGACACACUUGGACACCCUCUUGCCUUCAAGCAAGCAAAGAUAUAGCUAUCUAUGGCUUGAAACAUUCAUUCAAAAUAUAUGCACCGCUAUAUAUUAUCAGUGCCAUCCUCCGCCGUAAGGGAUUUGACUACUACCUCAAGAAGUUGAUGCCUGAAAUCCUCCAGUCGACGGUCUUCCUUGGCACCAAUGCAUUCUCUUUCAUUGCCUCGUUUUGUUUAUGGAGGAAGUUUGUUGGUUUUUACACAUACUACAAUGUGUUUAUUUGUGGCAUCCCAGCCGGGGCGUUGUCCGUCCUGUGUGAGAGGAAAGACAGGAGAGGGUUGUUGGCUGUAUAUAUCUCCACAAUUGCCACAGAGAUGAUAAUCAACAUGCUCAUGUACCGUAAAAUCCUUCCACCAGUCAAAAAUGCAGAGGUGUUAUUGUUCAGUUGUGUGAUGGCCGUCUACAUGUUUCUAUUCCGGAUGAAAGAUGGUUUACAAGGGUCGACGCUGUCUGCAAUCAGGUUCCUUGUUGGGUCAUCAGAGCUUCCGCAAUCAGUCAAAGAGAAGCACCAACCUAGCUCAAAGAAAGUCCAGUUCAAUCUUGACUUACACCAGUCAAAGUCGGCAGUUGCAAAAAUCUUAGAAGUGUGCUUACAACGAGUCAGAAGCUUCCCCAAGCAUCGUCUCUGCCCUCAUCAACACAGUUGUCUUUCAUAUACUUUGGGGGGUUGUGUGCGAAUGUUUGCGUCAGGUUUUGCCAUCCAGGGUGCAAUCCACUUGUUAGGGAGUCUGCCCGUUCUAUUCAAGAGGCCUAAAGCUAUUGUGAAUGCCAUCAAACACAGAGACAACUUCUAUUGUGGUGCUUUUCUUGCCAGCUUUUCUGGUUUGUUUCGUGGUGUGUCUUGUCUUCUGAGGUGGUUGAGGAACAGUGAUAGUGAGCUACACGCCCUGAUCUCUGGCUUCAUUGCUGGCUGGUCCAUGCUCUGGUAUCGUAGCCAGUCAAUAGCUCUAUACUCUGCUUCUAAAUUAUUGGAGGUCCUCUACAUGAAAGGAAUUGAUGCGGGUCACUUGCCAUCCUUCCGCCAUGCAGACACUGUUUUAUAUGCAAUAGCAACAUCAUUAGUUUUCCAUGCUGCUGUUUUUGAACCCCACACCCUUCGUCCUGCAUACUGGAAGUUUUUGACAAAGCUCACAAACGGAAAAUUUGGUGAAAUGAAUCGAAGGUUGUUGGAUGUCUAUGGAACGGAGGCAUCAAAAGCAUUCCCAGAUUUUUGGCCAGUAUAUGAUACAAGAUAUACGAAAUUACAGAAACCUAUCUCAUGAUGCUCUAAUCUAAUCUAGUCGAGAACAAUCGGUUAAUAUGACUGAAGAGAUAUUAAUCCAUUCGUUGUCAGGACGAGAUAUUGACUUGUUUCACAUAAUAUUGUCUUCUCUAUCUAAGAACACAUAAGUAAUACGAAUUUGAAAAACACAACAUCUGUGAUAUUAAUGUUAACUCUGUGUCAGUUAUUUGCUUUCCAUAAAGACACAAUAGCACAUGUAGGAAAACGUAUUGUACUGGUAUUUCAUGUAAAUGUAUAUGUUGAUAAUGUUUGUCAUUUGUAUAGCGCUCAUCAGACGAUUGCCUGUUGAAGCACUACAGCUGAUUUAUCACAGAUAAUGACCCAUGAACAGCCCACACUUAAGGUGCUUUUCAAAAGAGCCUGCAUCCUCGAUCGUCAUUAUGUCCUUAGGCUGGGUUCACAUAGAACUAUACGGUAUUCGGUAUACGCUAUUCGAUAUACGCUAUUCGGUAUUCGCUAUACGCUAUACGGGCACGGCGAGUCACAUAGGGUAGCAUGCGUGCGGUAUUCGGUCUUUUGGCGCCGAUCAGAUGGACAGUUCAGACGAAGAAGAUUUGGCUCUUCUCCUCUUAGCCGAGGAUGAAGCUGACCAGGCACAAAGACCAAAGAAAGAAAGAACAGAAUGGGUGCGGCAGCACUUUAAGAUGAUACCUCCGUUGGGGGAGUACCACAGGACAUUUAAAAACCUCAUGGAUCAUCCAGAUGUUAAUUAAAAGAAUCAUUUAGUUGAUUAGUAAUAAAACAUGUAAUGAAGGCCUGUACUUAGAAAUUGCAAUAAAAUGAGUAAAAAUGAGUACUGUUGUUUCUAACUUAUCCUGUAGUAUGCAAUAAAUAGUUAAUUGUGAUAGAUAACAUUAAAAUGCACUGGUCACUUCUGAACAGGGUGGUAUACGCUGCACGAAAAUCGAACGCGCACGAUUCCCACCAUACUAUACUAUACGCAGGUAAACGACCUUUUCGAAUAGUGCCCUCUUCUGUGACCCGGUAUUGUGAAAUUUCCUUGUUCGAUUUCAGGUACCCGCGUGCCCUGGCAAAACGUGCACCGAAUACCCGAAUAGUAUAGUUCUAUGUGAACCCAGCCUUAGGUAGUGUAUUCCUGAGUCGUGCAGAAGACACUGAAAAACUGCGAUCACCAAAGGUUGUUUUUGUCGUUUACACGGCCAGUUUCCUUUAACUUUCAUCCAUUGAACGCAUUUGACGAGGGCAAUCUGCAUAUUGUAUUGUUUCAAUUUUUAUCCGAUUUAAUCAGGAAUAAUUGUUCUAAUUAGUAUGUUCUUAUAGUAUCUUCACAAUAUAACUGUUUUUCUUGAGAUACACACGGUAACUUUGACAAUCUGACAAUGCACUAAAUUUUGAGAUAAAUUAACCACCGGGUUACUCUGAAGUACACGCACAAAAUCAGUUCAUGCAUACUUUGCCAUUUGUUUGCCAUUUUGUUCGCCAUUCUUUCGCUAUCUGCAGGAAAAACAUGCAGUGUGUUAUUCUUAUCUGAUGGAAAUCAUGCUUGAAGGACUUUAUUACCAGUGAUGAACACAACAUUUUUUUCCCUUAGAAGAUGACGACAACACAGUUUUUCUGACAUAUAAAAAAUGUUCUCCUUGCCCAGGACAGACCAGAUGUUUGAAAGCUUGCCUAAUUCUCGGCACGCUGAGAAAUUGAUUCCCUUGGGUGAGUGAUGAGACAAUUCCCAAUAUGUGACCCGUUCCAGCAAAACCAGUCGCAUGUCAUGCUAAGCUUGGCAGGUUGAGACGGACUGUUUGUUCAUUUCACUAUUGUCUGCCUUUUGUGAAAUCUGACGACAUCAAUUUCUUCUAUUAUCUCCUGGUGUCAUCUAGGCUCAUCUUAUGUGCGACAAGCGACUGGUUUUCCUAGAACGGGUCACAUAUAUUGACUUUAUGACUUCUCACCGAAAACCUUUUCACUGAAUCACUGAAUCACCAUGACUAUUGUCUCUGUUUUCUCAUUGGUAGGUAUUGUCUAUCAAUCCGCAUCGUGAUUUUUAACAAUGAAGUGUUGAGAAUUAUAAUGUACAUGUAAAGGUAUGUGUAUUGGGAUUGAACUGUACUGAUAAAAACCCUGGAAAAAGUGGUUGUAAAAAGUGAUCUAUGCAUGUCAUAGACUUAUCUUUUUUGAGUGAUUCGGUGUACCAAUUUGCCUGCUUAGGCCAGAAUGCUUCACCUUUCUGACUUUGCCUUGAAAUGUAUUCCAGGCAAAGAGUUACCCUUCGUAAUGAGGCGAAAGGUCAUAUUUUUGCUAGUCAACUUCAGUAGAACCUCUCUAAUAAGGACACCCUCGGGACUGACAAGUGCUGUCCUUAACGGAAGAGGUGUCCUGAUUAGAGAGGUCAAAUUGAAUGGAAACAACCAAUUUGGGACCAAAACUAGAGUCCUUGUAGGGAGGUUGUCCUUAAUAGAGAGGUGUCCACUAAGGGAGGUUCCACUGUACUAAUAUGACAGCCUAGCGACUACCUAUAGUCUGCUUCAACCAAAUGUACUUUCUCAACUUCGAGUCAUGAAGAAAAGGCACAAACAUGAAUCUGUUAAACCAAUGCUAGUAUCUCUUGUAAAAUAUAGUAGAUAACAAAAGUGAAAUUCAAAAUAAAUACAUAAUGGGAAAAUAUCAUUAUUUUUGCGGAUAUGUCAUUAGAUAGUAUUGAAAGGACGUUUGACUCAACAUCGGGACGUUUUAGAAAAGAGACCUUUUGCUGGCAACUGUCACCAUCAUAAUCUCGGUAUGUAAAUUGGUUUUGUUUGUGUUAUGGGAUCUAUGCUUUACCUCACGUGAUGUAUUGACCAAUAAAUCAGUUUUAUGAUAGAAGAAUUUGCUGUU